AUGUCCCGCGACCCGAAUCGCCCAAACAUCGUCCUCGCUCUAGCCGACAACCUCGGCUGGGGCGAGCUGGGAUGCUACGGCGGAGGCACCCUCCGCGGCGCCGCCACGCCCCGGAUCGACAAGCUCGCCGCCGAGGGCCUCCUGCUGCACAACUUCAACGUGGAGAGCGACUGCGUCCCGACGCGGUCCGCGCUCAUGACCGGCCGCCACCCCAUCCGCACGGGAUGCCGCCAGUCCGUCCCGGCCGGCUUUCCGCAGGGCCUGACGCGGUGGGAGAGGACGCUGGCCGAGUGCCUCAAGGACAACGACUACGCCACGGCGCACCACGGCAAGUGGCACCUCGGGGACGUCCCCGGUCGGUACCCGUCGGACCGCGGGUUUGACGAGUGGUUCGGCAUCCCCAGGACGACGGACGAGACGCAGUUCACCUCGGCCAUCGGGUACACGCCCGAGGUGGCGGAGCUUCCGUAUAUCAUGAAGGGGGUUGCGGGGGAGGACUCGGAGAAUGUUCGCGUUUAUGACUUGGAGGCGAGGAGGCUCAUUGAUGAGAUGUUGGUGGAGAAGUCCAGGGAUUGGCUUACACGACAAGUCGAGGCCGAGAAGGCCUUCUUCCUGUACCACCCGCUCGUUCACCUCCACUUCCCGACUCUGCCUCACAAGGACUUCUCCGGGAAAACGGGACAGGGCGAUUUCGCGGACUCGAUGGCCGAGAUGGACUACCGCGUCGGCGAACUCCUGGAUCAUAUCGACUCACUCGGUAUCAGGGACAACACCAUCUUCAUCUUCGCCUCGGACAACGGACCCGAGUUCAGAGAGCCGUACAGAGGCACGGCGGGACCAUGGUCCGGGACGUAUCACACGGCCAUGGAGGGAAGUCUGCGCGUGCCGUUCAUCAUCCGCUGGCCGGGCCACGUGCCGCCGGGCGCGACCUCCAACGAGAUCGUGCACGUCACGGACAUCUUCACCACGAUACUGGCCAUGACGGGGUCCAAGGUCCCGAGGGAUCGGCCGAUCGACGGCAUCAACCAGACGGCGUUCUUCAAGCAGCCGAGCACGGUGAAGUCCGAUAGGGAGGGGUUUCUGUUCUACAUCAAAGAGGAGCUCAGAGCUGUCAAGUGGAAGGACUGGAAACUGCAUCUGGUGUGGGAACCCAAGGUCAACCAGUCGUCGGGCCGUCUUGAGUCGCCGUAUCUCUUCAACACCGUGAGAGAUCCGAAGGAGGAGACGGACAUCUUGGCGUUUAAUACGUGGGUCAUGCAGCCGGUUAUGAGACUGAGGACGGAAUUCCAGAGGAGUCUGAUGAGCGAUCCCGCUCCGCCUGAUCCUCUGAAGGACUUCUUCCACUCGAAGGCUUAG
Colletotrichum karsti is the source of this 1356-nucleotide messenger RNA. RefSeq names its product sulfatase. The transcript has a single exon. The record is from RefSeq and is a predicted model, not a curated record. Gene Ontology annotation, molecular function: arylsulfatase activity. NCBI's taxonomy places the organism in Eukaryota, Fungi, Ascomycota, Sordariomycetes, Glomerellales, Glomerellaceae. The coding region runs from base 1 to 1356 and encodes 451 amino acids.